CCCUUGGAUCAUUGAUCAUGUGGUCAUGGCAGACUUCCUUGCCGUCGUGCCUAAGGCACCACAGAAGGAAUUGCAGCCAGCUGGGGUGCUUGAUGAUGAUGCACGGCCGAGGUUCAACGUCGGCGUGCCGAAUCCGAUGUAUUUGAGCAGCGCCUCGGCACCUUCAACUCCAGCGAGGCCUUCGACUUCCCCACCUACAAGUCCGUUGGAAGGGGAUUGCGAAGUUCGAAGACUGUCCGAAUCUGAUUUGGCCAAUUUGAUGCCGCAAGUCUAUGGCAGCAAUCAGUUGGCAGAUCAACCAGACAAGAUCCUGAUGGGUGAGGACAACAUUUCCAUCCCCGGCUGUUUGAUGGUGAAGAUCUCAGAAGAAUGUGACGUCCAAGAGGAAAAUUCAGAAAAAGAGAAGGUACCCGACCAUGCGUCGCAACAUCAGAGCGAACGCGAUGAUGUGGAAGACCGCAGGAUCUCCGCUCCGCAAAUGCACGAGCCUGGAGCUGCCAAUUGUCGAUUGAGCAUUAGCGGCCUCAUGCCCUCGUAUGGAGCAGGUUCGGUUGUGGACACUCCAGGGCAGCGGCAAAUCAGCAAAAACUCGCAGAUCCGGACCAGCACCUAUGCAGUUUCAAAGACGCUGAAGAAGAGCCAAGGAGAUUCUUCGGAAAGGAUAGGUUUUCAAGAAGGAGCUGCCUGGCAUGAAUGAUAUCCCUCCUUAUGUUAGAGUUCCCGCUCGUAUUCAUUCUAGGAGCGUCCUUGAUGGUCCUUGGCUCGCUUCCUCACUUUGGUGCACAAGUUCCAUUCUUCAAACUGGACCCCGCCUUAUCCUGCCGAUAAAGCGGCGCCACUUCACAGGAGAUGGAGCAAACCCCAAAACGGAUCAAAACCAAAUGAACCAGCUGGAAACACGAGUUUGGGAGUACAUUUGCAUCACCCAGGUCGAGCCUUCGAUGCAAAUGUAUUUGGAGGACCACUGUAUUGAUGGUCCAAGUUCAGCUUGGCGUAGGACGACUUCGGUGAAGCUCUUGAUGAGUAUUAUUGUCCUUCUGCCGAUGCUGUCAUUUUCCGUCCUUUUCCUGCCACUCACUGCACCAGAGAAGGGCUUCCAUCAAAAUUGGGUCUUCAACUACUUGGCGCACCCUGCCCUCAAUUACGUGGUUUGCCGUGCAGAGUUGGAAAUUGGCCUUCGUCGACCGCUGGCACCCUCUGACAGACCACGUAUUGCCUGGGUCAUGCGUUGGUGUCCACUGAUUGGCUGCGUUGCAUGCAUUUUCAUCCACUUUAUGGCCAGCCUCUUCGGCGUUUACCCAAUGCCUUUUGCCGCUGCUACCAGUUGCCUCCCAAGUGCCUUCAUUACGUUGUUUGUAGGAAGCUACUUGAUCCCAGAAGAUCUCCUAACCUCUGACCUCCGGGCCUUCAUCCAGUUUGCAUAUUUGGAAUUAAUCUUUACGACCUUGCAGUUUGGAGUGCUUACGCUCUGGCUGGAAGUUUUCCCCGCCCUCUCGGUGCCAUUGCAGCUGCUUAGCAGUGCCGCCGUUACUGCCAUGAUGGCUGGAACUGGAUGGGCGGUCAACAAGAUAGGCCCACGAUACCUUGGAGUGCCAGAGUACAUCACUGAAGAAGCAAAGAUAUUGAUUCUCUUUGUGGCAUUUCUCUUCUCGGCCGCCCUUUUAUCCAGCGCAAAGAAUGGCGUGGUUCUGUGCGUGAUGCUGAUCCUUGACGCAGGAAAAGCUUUGGCAAUCGCUUUGAAAACCUGCGGUUGUCUUAUUGCUGUUCUCGAAGAGAUGACAUUGGUGGAGGCAGGCUCAGCACAGAGUCGGCUGUGCAAGAGGUGGAUAAAUUUUACAGCCUUGCCACUUCUCGUGUAUCAGAAGUGGCGAUUGGCAUUCCAAGUGCGAAAGCAACUCAACAACCUUGUGAUUGACUUGGCGGGAAAGACCCGAGAAAGUCUUCAAGAAAGUGAGAUCACCAUUAUGGAGGCCCGACUCCUCAACGAAUUUGCGCGACACGCCAAGGUGUUUGCUCUCGUUGAGCUUUGUGAAGUCGCAGUUCCUUUGAUGUACAUGAUGGUGAUGGCUUUGCUUCAUACCGAAACUUUCGGGUAUAACCGCCAGUACUAUGAGAUCUUCUCCACCACGGGUCAAGGUUAUCAGGAUGCGAUGAUUGGCAAUGCGAUGAGUUUCCUUAUCGAAGCGUUCGUUUUCGUGGCGGCGCAAGUCGCGUUCUUGCAAUCCACUGGUUUUGACUUGGCAUACUUUGCAGGAAUUGUCCUGCUGGAGAACUAUUCAUAUUGGGUUUUGGGUCUGGGCGCUGGUUCUGUAGCUUGGCUGACGGUGCUCAUUAGUCAUGGUGGUCACGACCUUGAUUUGAUUAGAGCUUUAUUCUCGAGACAGUGACCCUGAGAAUGGGGGACCCUUCGGGCCAAGGCCUCCA
Molecule: messenger RNA, 2424 nt
Organism: Durusdinium trenchii
Lineage: Eukaryota; Dinophyceae; Suessiales; Symbiodiniaceae
Source: the annotation of a GenBank genome assembly